CGGCAGCUUCCGCUGCUGGACUGCCGCACUCGGCGCCCGGGUCGUGCGGGCGUCGGGUGGGCUGGCGGGCGCCGAGGGUGACUCCAGACCCGGGAGGAUGAGCGGUGGUCCCCGGAGGAUUGCUUCCUCCUGGCUGACGGAUGGAGGGAAGCAGCUCCUGCAAGGCUGCCUGUGGGGCUGCUGAUCCCGGAGAGCGGCGCUGGGCAGGCUGGGAGCAAACCUGCGUCCCCCUCCAGGGAGGCUCACGAGGGUGUCGAGGGGGUCAUCCUCUCUUCAUCAGUUUUAGACUUGAGUCACAGUGGUCUUCACCAUUUAGGAGCGAUCUUUAAAGUUCUCAACCUCGGAGAUCUGCGGCUUCAGCGCUGGGGCUGAGAGAGCAAGAGCCUGAAGCUGACCUGGCGGCCAGGCCAAGAGUGUCCCGGCGCGAAGGCGUCCCCACACUGUGUCCAGUCGCCACUCACUCCCCAGAGGCUGCGCCCGCCGCCAACAGCAAGCGACGGUGCCGCAUCUUAGCUGCUCAGGGAUUGUGUUCUCAGCAUAUUUGUGGAGUGUGGUUUCUAGCCGGUGUUUCUCAAGUUUCUGCCUUAAACUUGAAGGGACUUGGAAGGUGGUCUUGGCAGCAGAGUUGGGAGCUGAGAAACUGGUGGAAAAGGAGCGGCCUGCUGGCGCCACGUGCUGUGCUCCGCGGGCUUUAAUAGAGCAGCGCAGACGUGACGACUGGUGCUUCCCUGCACCCCUGUGUGCCAGGCGCUGCUCACUUGCUGCACCUGGAACAGGCCAGGCCUCUGGAGCACAGAGAGUUCGGGAACUCGCUCUAGGUCACACAGCUCAUAGAUUUUCAAAACCUAGAUUUGAACCCAGGCAGCUUGGCUUCCAGACCAGUGCCCUUAACGCCUACACUCUGCUGCCCUGGUAAAUAGAGACACGUAAAUACAUACGUGUGUAUAGUAUACGUGAUCAUGUAAAUCUAUGCAGCGUGUAUCAACAGCAUUAGAGAAGGGAUGUCUGUCACCCACAGUCCUGCCGCACUGUGACUGUAAAAUCGUACUUGCACGUAUCGCGGGGGGAGGGUCAGUGUGCGUGUGCCCUGUCCUCCCCCCUUCGUACUGUCCUGUCUUAUUUACGAUCCGACCUGAGGGCCCACCGCGUGACGUAUCAGACUUCCUGACGUGAUGGUUACUGGCUGUUUCUGUGCGGCCGUUGCUACCACAGAGGACGCCAGAGCUAACGCAGCGUGUGUGUUCUUUGGUUUCCUUUUCGGUGUCUCCUUGCAUGAGAACCAAGGCCCGGGCGUGGCUCCUGCCCUCGUUCUCUGGGCAGCGUGGGCCCGGGAGGGAGAAUAGGAUUCAGAUGCCCUUGGGGAUGAAGUUGGAUGUUAAAGGAUAGUUGAUGGGAGAGGUGUGAUGUGUGCAGUGGUGGCGUCUGAACUGCCAGCCGGGCGAGACGCAGCGUCUCCAGGCCAGGAAGCCACUCUAGCAGCUGCGCGGUGAGGCCUGGCCUCGUUUUCCUGACACUUGUGUCUCCCGUUUAAACGAUUUAAGGAUAAAUGUUAUGGGUUUUCUUUGAACUUGGCAUGUAUGAUUACAGUCACCAGUGGAAGCGCUUUGAGGAUGUGGCAUGUUUUAAAUUUAGUUGUUUGACAAAAACAUUCUCUCUUUCUCCCCAUGGCAGCAAUCGCACCGUCAGCGGAAUGCCCUCUGCACGGUUCCUAAGCGCUUCUCUCAGGGGCUGCCUAACCUCACCUGGCUGCACCUCCGCUCUAAUGGGAUCACAGCGCUGCCUUCUGGGGUCGGCUGCCACAAUUAAAAAGAUGAGCCUAAGUGAGGCGCCACCUCCCCUGGUGGAUUUAUCCGCAGAGCGUGAGCCCAACGAAGAAGCCAUUCAUUCUCAGGAGGCAGAGGGAACCAUGGUAACAGAAAAGGCAGGCUUUUUCCCACCUGUGGGAAAACUAGACCUGCGUGAGUGCAGAAGGUCCGCCGAGCCUCCGGAGGACUGGCCGAGCGAGGAGGAGAUCCGGCGCUUCUGGAAGCUGAGGCAGGAGAUCGUGGAGAACCAGCAAGCGGAGGUUCUGGAGCGCCAGCGCCUGCCAGCGGAGCUGCCCCCAGCCCUCACGGCGGUGCUGAGCGACAAGGAGAAGCGGCGACCCCGCCCGAGACCCGUCUUCAGGACAAGGACGCCCUCCUUCAAGAGCGUCCUGCCCGAGCUGGCCCCAUGGCAGCAGACCCAGGGCCGCACCGGCCUGCCGGAAGAGAGUAUCGGCCCAGAUGGAGCAGCGCAGGAGAGACAGGCAAGCACUGCAGGAGUGGAGGGUGCUGGCCCAGGAGGAUGCAGAGGAGGAGGGAGGGGCUCAGCCACCUCCCGACCCCACGGAGGAACCUGGUCCGGUGAGAGGCUGUCUGUCCUCACCCGGAGGGCCGUCCCGAGGCCUGUCCGGUCCUCUCUGUGCUCGAGCUCCCCGAGGCGGCUCUGUCCUGGUGUCCAGGCCUCUCCUCGCUCUGCUCCCGCUCUGAUCACGGCAGCCCCUCACCCCUGCUCGUGAGCCCGGCAUAACGAAGUCACCCCGACCCCACCCUCGCCAGGGCCCGGAGCCUCCCUGCUGUCCCUCCUCUCUGCCCGGUGCCUUUGCACGCCGCUUCCUCUGCCCUUACCUGCUGGGCCCCCGUCUGUGUGUCUUCAGAGCAGGGGUGGGACAUGAACGUCUGCCUCGACCUGCACGGGCUCCUGGGCUCCAGACACCCGCUGGCCGGACUAUGCAGGCGCCCCCGUCCCACCAGACCCCUAGGCAGCCCGGCCCUGGCUUCUGGGGCCGGCCACACGCGAUCAUGCUGGCCUCCUGUCCUUCUGCCUGGUCCCCAGCCGCUCCUGCUUCCUGGGUGCUGAUCGGGGUGGACAGAAGGGGCUCACGAUGGCGGGCUCAGGGCUCCCAGGCUGGACUCGGUCCCCAGUCCAGGCCACACGCCACAUGACUGCAGCGGAAGGGCGAUUUCCCCUCUGCCCAGGCCCCCUCAGCCUCUUCAUGGCAGCGAGGGCACCUCCUCUCCCCCCAGACCACAGAGAGGAUUGUUAAGAUGACCCCCAGAGACCACGGACCCCCGGGGGCAGCUGGAGCUCUGGGCAGACUGGUGCACCUUCUCCCCCCUCCCGCCUCCAGGGUGGUAUUUAAGCAUCAUUAUGACCAUGGUGGCUGUCGGAUGGGGAGCCACUGCAGGUCACUCGGGCUUAAAUACGCGUGACACAUGAUGAAACGUGCCGCCUUGACCGUCGUUACAUGCACAGUUCAGAGGCAUUUAGGACAUUCCCACUGUGGAGCCGCCACCACAUCCGUCUCCAGAACCUUCUCGUCUUCCCAAACGGAAACUCUGUCCCCGUUAAACACCAAGUCCUCACCCCACUUCCCCCGGCCCCCAGCCCCGCCCUCUACUUUCUGUCUCUGUAUUUGGCUCCCGUGGGGACCUCCUGUGGGUGGAAUCACACGGCAUUGGUCCCUUUGCGUCUGGCUCAUUUCACUGAGCAUAACGUCUUCAAGGUUCAUCUGUAUCGUAGCCUGUGUCAAAAUUUCCUUCCUUUUUAAGGCUGAAUGAUAUUCCAUCGUGUGGACGGGCACAUUUUCUUCUCCGUCCGUCCAUCCACAAAUGCGAGAGUUGCUUCUGUCACGUGGCUGCAGUGCCCAUGGGCGCGGCGUUGCCGGCGCGAACUGUCUUUCGUAUGUGGGUCACUCCAGCUAGAAACGACUUCUGUGAUGCUGUGCAAGAAGCAGCUUAUCCCGUUGUGUGUAUUUUUGUAUAUUACAGAGAAACAUGGUCACUGUGUUUUACAGCGUGGAAACUGACAAAUGUCUGUAUAACUGGAGUAGCACAACAUCCCAUAAGUUAGAUAGGAAAUUUAGAAGCUCUGAAACUCACAGCAGGAAAUCUUUACUUCAUAAAACUUAAAUAUUUUAUAUGGCCUAAAAUACUAUAAUUAAAGUCAAAAGAUAGGGGGAAAUAUUUGUGACGUAUGUUUGUAACAGAAGAUUAAUAUCUAAAAUAUAAAGAAAAACCACGAGUAGAUUUUUUAAAUUAAAGAAUGCAGUAGAGAAACGGGCGAAGUGUAGGACAGGCAGUUCACAGGUGAGGAAGCCCCAGUGGCGGUAAAUUCAGAAAAGAAGCCUGGCUGCUCGGAGCUCCGGGUGUAAACACCCACCAGCACCGCUCGUGAAGCGGCCGGCAGAACAGAGGCCUCGGGCAGCAGGCUUCUGGCCACUGCUGCUGCCAGGGCGUCAGCUGCUUGGAAAUGUCUAGUAAAGUUAAAAAUACUGAUUUCUUGGAAGACUUCCGGUGUCCCGCCUCACAGAAAUAAAGCAGUCGGAUCACAGGCCUGUCGUACAAAGACGUGGGUUUGUGGAACCCACAAAAGCAUCGUCUGCAUGCCCACCGCAUCCUCUGUCCCCCGGCCGCUCCAGGCCCUCCCGCGUUCCGGCUGCACCCGUGUGCUCUGUGGGGUCGCCCACGUCCUGCCCCCCGGAGCCUGAAAGCAGGAAGGGAAGGGAAGACUCCUCCCGCAUGGGCAGGGGGCCUGAGCCUCCUGACUCAUCACCCCCUUUUUAAAAAGCCUUGCGUUUUCAUUUUCCACGAUGCUCUAAACCCGGCAGCUGUGCCAGUGGCCUCUGGAUCCAUUUUAUUGGCCUGAAGAAUAGCCCUCGUCUGCUUGACGCUCAACAUAUGAAACUCGGGGUCAAGGGACUUCCCUGGCUGUCCAGUGCUUUAGACUCUGCACUUGCAGUGUAGGGGGCCCGGGUUCUAUCCCUGGUCAGGGAACUAAGGUCCCACAUGCCACAGAGCACGGCCAAAAAGGAAAACAAAACAAAACAAAACAAAAAACUCAGGGUCGAGCCACUCUCGGCCACUAACACGGCGCCGUCCUCCUCGCCUGCUCCGCAGGGUGCAAGGCCCUCCCUCCUCUGUACUUUGUGAUAACAGUAAGAUAUGGCUGGGGUUUCAGUCCAAAUCAUAUACUUUUAAAGGUUUUAAAGAUAAAUGUCUGACUUUAGGAAGUACACCUAGUGGCUUUAGUUCUUUUCCCUGUGUUGGAGCACUGUUGAGGAGAACCCUGAUUAAUGACAGCGUGUGUGCCGGCUCCCAGGCAGCCAGCAGGUAGUUUCAGUUCUGCUGCGUCUGCAGCCUGGCAGCAUCGGGGGGAGCAGAGCGGAGGAAAGGUCGGACGUGGUUUCUGCUCCCCUCCCCCGCCCAUCCACCGCCCUCCAUCCUCCCUCCUCUCUCCCAGCCUUCCCUGGCGCUAGGUCCUUCUAAGAGUCAGACAGGUGCUGGGGUGGAGCUGACGACGCAGGCGGGACAGGUCCCGCCCUGGUAACCCGCUUAGAGGUGACCGGGCAGAUAAGCCCUGCUCUGAUCCCCCUCGCCUCCCCAGGACCCGCACGCGCCCUGUCCCUGCAGCAGCUGAGCUGCCCUGACCCACAGACAGACAGACAAGCACAGGUCUAAAGCGGCCUGAGGAGCGCAGGCUCGGUCUGGCUCUCAGGCUUGUCCGUUCGGGGGUGGGGGCAGCAGCGGGCAGCGCUGGUCAAGGGCCCUGGUGUGUUUCCACUCACGUCCUCAUUACAUGGGCGCAGGGCCCCCGGUUUCUGGCGCUGAAGGCGGGAUCGUACCAGGGCCCCGGGGCAGGACGAG
Globicephala melas (long-finned pilot whale) is the source of this 5666-nucleotide messenger RNA. RefSeq names its product leucine rich repeat containing 27 (gene LRRC27). NCBI's taxonomy places the organism in Eukaryota, Metazoa, Chordata, Mammalia, Artiodactyla, Delphinidae. The record is from RefSeq and is a predicted model, not a curated record.